Molecule: messenger RNA, 1386 nt
Organism: Trypanosoma rangeli
Lineage: Eukaryota; Euglenozoa; Kinetoplastea; Trypanosomatida; Trypanosomatidae
Product: golgi family reassembly stacking protein (GRASP like proteinue)
Exons: 1
Coding region: 1-1386 (461 amino acids)
Biological process (GO): Golgi organization
Cellular component (GO): Golgi apparatus
Molecular function (GO): protein binding
Source: RefSeq, a predicted model, not a curated record
AUGCUUCUUUUUGCUGACGGCAAGGAUGCCGUGACGGAGUUCAGGUCGCGUGUCUUACAGCGAGAAAAUCAGCUGUUGACCUUGAAGGUAUACAAUUUGCGUGUGCGCGCCUACAGAGAUGUGGUUUGCUCUCCCACCUCUUCUUGGGGUGGUACUGGGUUGUUGGGAUGCAUUAUAGAGUGGUGCUGUGCGGCAGACUGCACCGAACGCAGCUGGCACAUUGUAGACAUUUUACCAGGGACUCCGGCAGCCCGCUGCGAUGAAAUUGAGGCGCAACGGGACUACAUCAUUGGCAUGCAGCGACCAGAGGAGCCAGUUGUCGCGCUCAUAAAGGAUGAGGACGACUUCUACGGGAGGGUGGAUGUGUGGCGCAGUCUUCAGCGAGUGGCGUUUGAGCGCCUGAAUCGUAACUUGAAGAAUUUUCCUGAAAGGGCUAACGGCGCAGCUGCAGCGAGUGCCAACCUUGGGAAGCUAAUGCUUCUCAUCUACGACUCUGCGGCGAAUGAGGUCAAGGAGGUGGCGGUGGAUUUGGGUUCCGACGUGGAUGCGCCGUUGGGACUAAAUCUGGCGUCUGGGCUGUUGCACUCGCUAACCGCCUUCUCAGCUGAGGAGCGCAAAAAGAUCAACGGAGGUAGUGGUGACACGGACUGCAACGAGAGUAACAACAACGACAACCUUCCACUCAUGACGACUUUCUUGUUACAUUCGGGUAAAGUAGAGAGAUGCUUGCCGACAGCGCAGUCACAAACACUUCCCACAAUGAGUAAAGAGCGGGAACCCCAUACCGAACCACAGGAGACCAUGCCAACGCGACCACUACCGCUAUCCCCUGCACCGCAGAAAAAUUCGUAUCCACUCGCUUCUCACAACUUUCCAAUGCCUCCGUCUAAGCUGCUUGCGGAAAAAGGGGGGGAUACGCAGGGGCGAUAUCCGUUUAUGGCGCCGAAUGCCAUGAAAAUGGAAAGCGAUGUGCCUGCAGAAACAAACGUGGAAGUCGGUGUGUCAAGUGGUCUGACAUUUCCUUCUUUGGGUCGCCCUACGAUCCCAGUCAUUUCACGGAGUCGUCCCCCAUCUGUUAUUCCUAACGAUGCUGAAGGAAUGCCCCACGCGCACGUGGGGCCAAAGAACAUAGCAGCUCAUGCGCCGCUACCAGUCAUGACGCAAACGGAGGACAAACCACAGAUGCAACAAGACGAACAACCACUAUCGACAAACCUCAACAACGUGCUGUGCCGUGGACCUGUUGCUGACGUCGUUUCGGGAACUAAUUUAUCGCUUACUGCCAAUGCAACAGUGCAUCCGCCGUUACUGCCAGAGUUUCCCAAACUACCUCCACCGCUACAUUUUCCAACCAUACGGCCAGAAACACCUACAGGACAGGACUAA